UAGCUACAAUUCUAACUCCACCUCUAAGAAUAUAGGCCGCGCGAAAGCCAGGGGACAAGAAGACUGUCGCGAAGUUUCGGUCACGACCGUAAGGUCCGAUCAUGUAUCACCCUACUAGAGGCGGCGUUCGUGGCGGUCGAGAUCAAUUUAAUUGGGAUGAUGUGAAAGUUGACAAACAUCGGGAAAACUUCCUUGGCCACAGCAUCAAAGCACCUGUUGGAAGAUGGCAAAAAGGGAAAGAUCUACACUGGUAUGCACGGGAUAAAAAAUCGAGUUCGAAUGUCGAUGUUGCAAAGGAAGAGAUAAGAUUGAUCAAGGAGCAGGAGGAACAGGCAAUGAGGGAGGCUCUUGGAUUAGCUCCUAAAACUGCUGGCAGAUCUCAGGGCAAUCGUCUUGAUAAGCAUGAGUUCUCAGAACUUGUGAAGCGAGGUAGCACUGCAGAAGACUUGGGUGCGGGCCACGCUGAAGCUGCAAGGGUUCAGGGUCUUGGUUUUUUGAGAGCUCCACAUGCCUGGGAAGAAUCCAAGUCUCUUCCGCCUGAUCAAACGGGCACCUCUGCUGGUUCGGAGAAAACAGACGUCCCUGACCUGCCUGCUAGGAAUGCAGAAGAAGAGGAAGUGGAGGAUGAAAAGAACAGCAAGAAAAGGAGGCGUGAAGAGAGGCGCGGGGAGAGGCAUGAAGAGAGACACGAGAGGCGUGGGGAGAGGCGUGAAGAGAGGCGUGAAGAGAAGCGGGAGAGGCAUGAAGAGAGGCGUGAAGAGAAGCGGGAGAGGCAUGAAGAGAGGCGUGAAGAGAAGCGGGAGAGUCAUGAAGAGAGGCGUGAAGAGAAGCGGGAGAGGCACGAAGAGAGGCGUGAAGAGAAGCGUGAAAGGCGUGAGAGACAUGAAAAGUACGAGAAGAAACAUUCUCAGGAUUCCAGGAAGAAACGGAGUAGUAGAGACAAAGAGAGGGGAAGACACGACUCUGAUUGAACACGAGAAUCACGGUGUUCGAAAUGCCAUAUACUCUGUAACUUGACUCGAGAUGGGACCUCAUCCAUUACUAGACAUUCAUCGAGUGUGCCAACUGAUCAUUUUCUCUGCCUUCUCAUUCCAUGUAUUAAAAGUAAUUCUUUAAGUUCAAA
Cucurbita pepo subsp. pepo (vegetable marrow) is the source of this 1123-nucleotide messenger RNA. RefSeq names its product leukocyte immunoglobulin-like receptor family A protein. The record is from RefSeq and is a predicted model, not a curated record. NCBI's taxonomy places the organism in Eukaryota, Viridiplantae, Streptophyta, Magnoliopsida, Cucurbitales, Cucurbitaceae.